This is a messenger RNA of Insectozyma verbasci, 2646 nucleotides long. NCBI's taxonomy places the organism in Eukaryota, Fungi, Ascomycota, Pichiomycetes, Serinales, Debaryomycetaceae. The record is from the annotation of a GenBank genome assembly.
AUGCAAAAUGAAAAUAUUCAAGUAGAUCAAUUAGAAGACCAAAUUAUAGAUCAUCCAGAUUUAUCUACUCAAGAAGAAUUAUUAAAUGAAUCGUUAGAUGAAACAUUUCAAAGAAAAUUAAAUGCAAAAGCUGAACAAAUAAAUCGUGGAGAAUUAUUAUUUGAUCAACAAUUUGAAAAGGAAUCAAGUGAAGGUGGAAGUUCAAAUGAUCCAAAUAAUGUUAAUUUUCAGUUUUUAAUUACUAAAAGUCAUUUAAAUUAUGAUUAUAAGGAUUAUGGAAACUUGGAGAAAGAAAUUUCAGAAUGGUUUACGGGUGGUGAUUUGAUAAAAAUUGGCUUAAAUAAUUUAAUUAAUUAUUAUGAUGCAAAUACAACUGAAUUAAAUCAAUUGGUUUCUCAAAUUGAAGAAAAUGAAUUGGAUAACAUUUCUGUUAUUUUAAAAAUCGUACUAUAUUAUGCCUUUGGUGAAUAUGCUAAUAAAAAGACAAAAGAAGAGCAAAUUGAACAAAUCAAAAUUAAUGUUAAUCAUUUGUUAAAGUUGAGUAUUUAUAAACCACUCGUAACGAAAUUGAUAAGGUUCUUUAAUGAUAGAAUUGAAAUUGAUAAAUCUAGUGAUGGAGCCAAAAUGUCGAAUUCCACCGAGUCCAACUAUUUUAAAAUAUUAACAUUAUUGUAUUUUUUAACUUUAAUUGCUUUAGAUAAUAAGGAUACUAAGUUUAGAGGUUAUAUAAUUGAAUGUGAGUUGUUAAAUCAUUUAAUCAAAUUUCUAGAACAUUGGAAAUGGUAUAAAAAUCAAUCAUACCGUGUCAGGUACCUAAUUUUAAUAGUCAACAAAUUGAUAUUUAUUGAAUUUGGAGAUUCCAACCAUUUAAAACUGUGUGAUGAGUUCUUAAUCAAGUUAUAUGAUAUCAAAAAUAAAAAAGGAAAAGAUGAACAAUCAACUUUAACUUGCUCUCCACUUGAUUAUUUUGCAUUUAGAGAAGAUUUAUUAGAUAAAUAUCCAAUGUUUAAUAUUAAUCCAGUCGAUUUUAACAAAUACAAACAAUCACAAGAGGAAAUUGACCAACAAGGUGAUAAAUUCAUGGCAUUUAAUUCUUUUUCAAAUUCACUAUCUAAUUUAAUUCAAAAAGCAACCACAAUAAAAAGUCAUACAAUUCUCAAAGAGUUGCCGGGAGUGGAGCUACACAUUUCCACUCCCCUUCCCUCACCUACACUAAUGAAUUCAGAUUAUAUGACAGGUGGAGAAAAGAUACGAAAAUCAUAUCAAGUUAAUCAAUCCCUCCCAUUCAUAUUUCCAAAUGAUCAAAUAAAUAAUUGUGUCCCAAAAUCCAUAAAAGAAGCUGAUGAAAUAUAUAGAAAAUCAAUUUAUGAAAGUUAUUCAAUUAAAAGAUUAUGGAAUGAACGUGAAAAUUUUAUGCAACAAGAAAGAGGAUAUAUUGCUGAAAAUACUACAAAUGAAUCUGAUUAUGAUUUUAAAAAAUUAUAUAAAGAAUAUCCAACUGCUAAAGCACAAAUCUCAUCAAUUGAAAGAGUUGAAUUUUUUUAUUCAUCAAAUUUAUCUCGAUUACAUACAAUAAUUGAAAUAUUUAUGGAAAUUAUGAUUUCAAAUAGAAUAGAAAUUAAUCUACAUCAUACUCAAUCUGAAUUAAAUCCUGUUUCAUCAAUUAUAAAAGAUAAAGUUACUAAAACAAAAGUUGAAGAAGUUUUAUUUGCACAAUUGGAAGUUAUAAAUGUGAAAGAAAUUACAUUGAAAGCAUCCAUUAAUAUAAUAUUAAUGUUAUUGAAAUGGUUUAAAAUUAAUCAUGUUUUGAAAUAUUAUUAUUUCAGUUCUUUACUAUUUGAUCAGAAAUUUUUCAACAUUUCUUUAGAAUAUUUAAGUAGAUGUUUUAAUAAUUCAAAUAUUCAAAAUGUAUCAAAUAAAAAUGAUGAUAAUAGUGAUUUAAUAGAAUAUGAGAUUCUUAUUAAUCAAAAUAAAUUAAUGAAUCCAAAGAUUAAUUUACCAAGAAGAAAUUUUUUCAACAAUUGUUUAAAUAAGUUUUCUGAUUCUUAUGAAUAUAAAUUUAUAAAUGACAAGCUUAUAUCUAAAUUACCUGAAAAAUUAGAUUCAAAUAAUAUAAAUCAUAGAACUAUAAAUCAAUUUAAUGAUAAUUUUGUAUUUAUAUUGAUUAAUAUUCUUAAUAUUAUAAAUAAAAUAUUAAUUAAAAAUCAAUCCCAAAGAAUAUUUGCAUUAAAUGAUUUAAAACCAUCUGAAAUUUAUAAAAUGAUUUUAAUAAAUUAUGAUAAUGAAUCAAUUACUCCAAUUAUUUUAAAAACAUUAAAAAAGUUAGUUCCUUAUCAAGGUCGUAAAUGGAAAAGUGUAAAUAUGGAUUUAAUAUCACAAAUAUAUUUAACAUUAAAAUUAGAUCUUAAAGAUAAUUGGUUAAGUGGCAAAGAUUUAGAACUGGAUUUUAAUAGUUGUUAUGAUCAAGAAAUUGCAUUACGUGGAUUAAUACAAUUUUAUAAUAUGAGAAAAUAUAAAGAUGAAAUGAAGAAGAUUGGCUAUAAACUUGAGGAUAUGAAUAAUGAACCAUUACAGUUUAAAUUAGACGAUGAUGAUGAUAUUAAUGAUAAUUUUAAUGAUUUAAGUAUUGAUAAAAUGGAAUUUUGA